Messenger RNA from Gamsiella multidivaricata, 2823 nucleotides. RefSeq lists its product as uncharacterized. Gene Ontology annotation, molecular function: protein kinase activity; ATP binding; protein binding. Gene Ontology annotation, biological process: protein phosphorylation; cell surface receptor signaling pathway. NCBI's taxonomy places the organism in Eukaryota, Fungi, Mortierellomycota, Mortierellomycetes, Mortierellales, Mortierellaceae. The record is from RefSeq and is a predicted model, not a curated record. The transcript is spliced from 5 exons. Bases 1 to 2823 code for a protein of 940 amino acids.
AUGGUGGACUUUGGACUCUUCUCCGGCGCCAUUCAACUGGCCCUCGUCAUCAACGAGAUGGCAAGGGCCGCCCAGGCAAACAAGGUCAGCUGUCAUGCCAUGGACCACCGGAUCCAGAUCGCAAACGAGAUCAUAAAGGCCGCCUUCGAGCAAUACAAGGUCAACCCAAAGUCCAUCGUUAUAUCAGAAAGUGCUUUUAAGAUGUACUUUCAGCUGCUGGAGCGGAUGAGGGACUUUGUGGCCGAGAUCAGCAAACGAAAGACAUUCUCAAAGCUGUUCUACGCUCUGAGGUUUCGCGAUGAAUUCGACGCGCUGCUACGGGAUUUUGACAGUUGUGUUUUGGAUCUGAAUCUCGGCAUCGCAUUGAGGACACAAUCUCAGCUCGAGACGGACAGGAAUGCGCUCGAGGAAGAUAUGGUCGAGCUGCGUGCUUUUAGGAAGGAGCUUCAGAGCGGCGUCGAAUGUCUCGGCGGUCAGCUUAUGGGCAUCCGUCAAAUGAUUGCCCAGAACCGCCCUAUGGACGACAUCCUGGCCCAAGUCGAGAUUGACUAUCGGCAGAUUGUUGACAUAACUCCAGGGGAGACUCGCAAAGGAAGGACCUUCCCUGUGCACAAGCGCUCAUGGUUAGCCCAGGAGGUCGCAGAAAAGCCUCUAGGCUUCUUUGGAUCGCAGGAUAUGCUGGACAUGCUGAAGAACGAAAUCGCCAUCCUGAAGAAGCUGGACCGCUGUAAUUACAUCACCAAGUUCAUGGGCGUUACUAACAGGAACAACCAGAUCAGCAUCAUCAUGGAGUGGCUGCCUGGAGGCGAUCUUGCAACCGCUUUGUCGAAGGGCGACAUGGACUGGGAGCAGAAGCUGUUCGUCGCGGCAGACAUUGCUCGAGGACUUCAAUUCCUGCACGAGGUUGGAAUCAUCCAUAAGACCUUACGGGCGAAAAACAUUCUGUUGACGAGACAUGGUCAAGCAAAGAUUACCAACUUUCGCCAGAGUCGAUUAGAGUCAGCACAGACCCGACCUAUGUCAGACCCCUUCAGUUUCGUUCGCUGGCUGGCACCCGAGAAGAUGACACAUAAGGAUGUUCGAUAUGGGGCAGAGUGCGACAUUUACAGUUUCGGUAUGCUUCUUUUCGAAAUCGCAUCCAACAAGAUCCCGUAUAUCGACUACACGGAUCGGCAGCUGCCAGAACUUAUUGUCCUUAAACCUCUAUAUGAGACUGUGCCCGAGAGAACACCCCUGGAGUUUGCCAAUAUCAUGACUGCCUGCUGGUCUCAUGAUCCUCGUCUGCGACCUACGGUCUCGCAGGUGCUGCUUAUUCUCAGGGAUGCCUGCGUCAAGUUUACGAACGGGCAGGAAAAGUUUGGAGGACUUCCGACGAGCAUGAAGGAUCCUGCGCCAUUGUUUGCCAUGUCGCCACCCUCGCCCAUGAUGAGCCAGGUCUACCCAAUAUCGCCGCCUAUGACCCCCAUCACCCCAAAGACGGGGCUGCUGACGCCUGAAGUCUGGAACAACCCCUAUGUCAACAAGCAAUAUGUCGAAGAAUCCAUGGAGGAGAUGCGACAAGCCCAGCAACGACAGGCACUGGGUCAAGGGCAAGCACAGGUACAAGGACAUGCUCACGCACAGCAGCCUUUGCAGUCGCAACCAUUACAGUCCCAGCCCCUGCAAUCACAGCAACCACAGCUUCAACAACAACAGCGACAGCAGCAGGUGCAUCAUCAACACCAAUCACCAAGGCUUCAGCAGCAGCACAUCCAGCAGCAGUCGCCACGCCCUCAAAUGCAAUCAUUCCCAUCUCAUUCUCAACUACCGCAGGUACAUCAGACGCCGGCGCCGAAGCAAGAGUACGCCGGAUCAGACCUAGUUGAUUCCAAUGGCCUUUCACGCACGGCGAGACCACAACUUGUGUCAUUCUCUUCUGCACCUACGCAAGGCUCGACUCGUACACCCAUUGCUGUUACCUUUCCGAGUGAUACUCAGGUCAUAUCGCAGAUGCAAGCCAAUGCGUCUGCAUCUCCGGUGGCUUCGAGACCAACAGAUUCCCCUCCGCUUGUCAACAGAAACACGCGUCCAUCAGGGAUCAAGCCCAAGAAGAUUUCGAAAUCGCUAGAGGAACAGAUGAGCCGCCUUUCACUCCAAGGUGAUGGCAAGCUGGGCAGUCCGGCGUUAACAGAGCAAAACACCGGGGUUUCGCCUCAAUCUUCUAUCAAGCGCACUGAGAGCAACAACAAUAUGUUUAACAGCGGUGGCAGUAGCGACGGUAGCAUAUCGUCUGGACAAACCAUCAAGGAAUCCAUCCGUCCCCGGUCAACGAGUCUUGCUACUGGAACACCGAUCAACACUCUGCCGCAGGCUCUGCUCCUCCACGAGGGACAGGAGCGAGACAAGGCAUGGAAGAUCUUUAAGGUCUACAGCGACCAGGGAAAUCCAGAGGGCAUGUACUGGACUGGCUACUAUCUGUUCCAUGGCGAGGGAGGUCAGGUCCAGAACCGACAGGCGGCGUUUGAACUUUUCCGCGCAGUUACAUUCAUGGAGCUGGCGCCGGAACUGCAACGCUUAGCAUCGAAUGCACACUUCUACACUGCCGUCUGCUAUUUAGAAGGACAAGGAGUGGAACGAAACCAUGUUACAGGAUUCGGUCAUAUGGAAAUGGCAGCGAAUUCUGGUAAUGCGUUUGCACAGUACCUAGUUGGAGAUGCAUACCAUAAAGGAAGCGCAGUAGUGCAGGCCAAUGUGCAGAAGCGGAACCAUUACUGGCAACUGGCAGCACGGCAGAAGGAGCAACGAGCGGUUGAGCAAUGCAAACGCUAUGGCAUUCCCAUCUGA